Molecule: messenger RNA, 2963 nt
Organism: Crotalus tigris (Tiger rattlesnake)
Lineage: Eukaryota; Metazoa; Chordata; Lepidosauria; Squamata; Viperidae
Gene: CLCNKA
Product: chloride voltage-gated channel Ka
Exons: 22
Coding region: 549-2759 (736 amino acids)
Biological process (GO): chloride transport; transmembrane transport
Cellular component (GO): membrane
Molecular function (GO): voltage-gated chloride channel activity
Source: RefSeq, a predicted model, not a curated record
UGGGAGAGAACAGGGAGGGCCAGGGAGACGGGCGUGUGUGCCUGCGCACCUGAUCUGCUCAGGGCAAAUGCAGAGCAAACUGGCUUCAGGGAAGUCGCCUUGACCCAGGAGCGGCAGGAGUCGUCUGCAGGCACACGCAGGGGCGCCCUGACCCAGCUGAGGUGGAGUGAGUCUCCUUCACCCAGGUCCCAGUCGGGGCCAUUGAGGGGACCCUGGCUGUGUUUGAGCUGGGGGGUGCGAGAGAAGGAAGAGUGUGCGUUGUUGUCUGGAUUCCCUUAGUGUCUGAGGCUCCCUCAGGCAAUACAAUUCCACCUUUCUCGAGCGAAGAGCCCUUGCCUUGGAACCAGGCAGGCAGAUCCGGUCAGAGGUUUGGCCUUUUUUGCGGCUGCUGAUUCAGGGGAAGGAGCCUCCACACUUCCGUCCUGUGGUCCAGGUCCCUACAAGCCGCCGCAGGGGGCAGCUGGGGACCCGUCCGUCUGGGUGCUUGCAAACAAGCAGCUUAGCUCCUCCGGGCCGGCAUCCAGCGCUUCCGUUCCCAGCCUCAGGGCAUGGCUGCUGAGAGGCCAGAGAGAGCCAGGGGGGAGAAAGAGGGAGGCCAGAACAACAACGAGGAGGAGGAGAAGGAGAAGGAGGAGACAAAUGUGUUCCUGCCCUGGGAAGACAACUGGAGACCCUGGCCGAAAGCCCGGCGCAAGGUGCACGGUUGCCUGGAGUACUUCAAGCGGCAGCUCUUCCGGGUCGGGGACGAUUGGUAUUACCUCUUUGCCCUGGGCGUCCUCAUGGCGCUGGUCAGCUUUGCCAUGGACUUCACCGUCUCCAGAGUGGCCAGCGCGCACCUGUGGCUUUACCAAGAGGUCGGAGACUACCCCGUGCUGAAGUUCCUCUCCUGGACCAUGUAUCCGGUCGCGCUCUCGGCUUUUUCCACGGGCUUUGCCCAAAGCAUUACCCAGCACGCCGGAGGUGGAGAACCGCUGCCCUACCUGGAUGAUGUUGCUGCUGGAAUUCUUCGAGUCGACGCUGACCGAGAUGGAGAAGAAAGGGGCUCUGGCAUCCCAGAACUCAAGACCAUCCUGACCGGCGUCAUCCUGGAGGAAUACCUGGCCAUUGAGAACUUUGGGGCCAAAGUCGUGGGGCUGACCUGCACGCUGGCCUGCGGGAGCACCCUCUUCCUCGGAAAAGUGGGACCCUUCGUUCACCUCUCCAGCAUGAUCGCCGCCUACCUGGGCAAGAUCCGGACCAGCGUUUCUGGGGAGUACGAGAAUAAGAGCAAGCAGAACGAGAUGCUGGUGGCAGGAGCGGCCGUGGGUGUGGCCACCGUCUUUGGGGCACCCAUCAGCGGGGUCCUCUUCAGCAUCGAGGUCGUGUCCUCCCACUUCGCCGUUCGGGACUACUGGAGGGGCUUCUUCUCGGCAACGUGCGGCGCCUUCAUGUUCCGCCUCUUGGCCGUCUUCAAUAGUGAACAAGAAACCAUCACGGCCCUCUUUAAGACCAGCUUUAAGAUUGAUUUCCCCUUCGACCUGCCGGAGACCAUUUUCUUCACCUGCCUGGGUGUGAUCUGCGGUGUGCUGAGCUGUGCCUACCUCUUCUGCCAGCGCUGGUUCCUGGGCUACGUCCGGAGGAACCGCUUCUCGGCCAGGCUGUUGGCCACCGAGAAGCCCCUCUACUCGGUGCUAGUGGCCUUCCUGCUGUCCUCCAUCACCUUCCCUCCUAGCCUGGGACAACUCAUGGCCUGCAGGCUGAGCAUGAAAGAGCUGCUCACCUCCCUGCUGGAUAACCGCACCUGGAGUGUCCUUUCCCAGAACGUGUCACUUGACAGCCCUCCGCAGGUGGACCCCCUCAACCUGUGGCAGGAGUGGUGGCACCCCAGCAUCUCCGUUUUCGGCACCUUGUCUGUCUUCCUGGUGAUGAAGUUCUGGAUGCUGGUCUUGGCCACCACCAUGCCCAUGCCCGCUGGGUACUUCAUGCCCGUCUUCAUUUACGGAGCUGCCAUUGGCCGCUUGGUGGGCGAAGCCGUGGCCCUCCUCUUCCCCGGGGGCAUCACUGCCGAAGGGACCCCCAGCCCCAUCAUCCCUGGGGCGUACGCGCUGGCAGGGGCUGCUGCCUUCUCUGGCUCGGUCACCCACACCCUCUCCACCGCCUUGCUGGCCUUUGAGAUGACCGGGCAGAUCGCCCACAUCCUGCCUGUCCUGCUGGCCGUCCUGGUGGCCAACGCCAUUGCCCAGAAGUUCCAGCCUUCUUUUUACGAUGGCACCAUCAUUGUCAAGAAGCUACCUUACCUUCCCCGCAUCCGGAGCAGGCAUAUCGAGUCUUACACGGUCACCACCCGAGAGUUCAUGAACACCGAUUUUGCCAUGCUGGCCCAAGAAGCCACCUUUCACGACAUCCUCCAGGUGGUCACCAUGACGGAUGCGCAGGAGUAUCCUGUGGUAGACAAUGCUGAGUCUCAGAUGCUGCUGGGGGCGAUCCAGCGGUCCAGUCUCAUCCAGUUUCUCCAGAGCCACGAGGAUUCCAGCCUGCCGCAGGAGAAGCCGGGGAAAGAGCUUCUCUCGGGCCAGACUCUGAAAGAGGGGUGCACCAUCAGUCCGGUGAGCCUGCAGCUCUCCCCGUGGACAUCUCUGCACCAGGCCCACAACCUCUUUGAGAUGCUGAACCUCCAGCGGGCGUUCGUCACCCAGCUGGGGACAGUGGUGGGGAUCGUGACCAGGAGGGAGCUCCGGAAAGCCAUCGAAGAGCUGGCCAAUCCCAAAGCCGGGCGAUAACGGAGCCAGCGGGAGGAGCGUGCCGGAGAGGUGAAGCCAUAGGAGGCGCAUCCAUCCUGGCGGUGGCUUCAGCAACUGACCUUUAAAUUAUGCUUUGCCCUGCUAACCUUUGUCACGUCCUCACGGCUGUUGUGACUUUGCGUCUUCGUGCUUAGCUAUCUGUACCACGUGCACAGUCUCCCAAAUGUAUUGUUUGACCCCGGA